Molecule: messenger RNA, 1107 nt
Organism: Paramuricea clavata
Lineage: Eukaryota; Metazoa; Cnidaria; Anthozoa; Malacalcyonacea; Plexauridae
Source: the annotation of a GenBank genome assembly
AUGGCGGAAAUUUCUCUUUUUCCUCCUGAAUUUUUAGUUUUUGUAGACGAGACAGGAUUUGUGAGUAAUUGCUUUAUACUAUUUAUUACUUUACACUAAUUCUUCAAGCGUUUGGAAGAAUUGUGUGAAAACUAAUUACGCAUAUUACCAUAUAAUAUAUACAAAGACAUGCAUGCAAUAUUGAAUGCCAAUUUUUAAUGCGUUCGGGAAUAAAACAAAUGAAUUUUUAUGACAUAUAGUGGCAUUGUUGUUGACGUCUCACAUGAUAACUUCAUGUAGGAUUUUUUAAACAUCAUAUUUCCAGAGAAUUAAUUUAAACAUGCAAUCAACUGCAUCCUGCAGGUAACACAUUUGUUGUUGGGGCAAAAUGACGUAUAUUAUGGAGGGCACAUUCAUAGUGAGCUAAACUCUGUAUAUUUUCGUUCAACUUUAGGACAGACGUAUCAAUCGUCAGUAUGGCUUCAGCUUAAAAGGUACACCUGCUAUCCGCCACGCCAAAUUUAAUCCUUGGGGUCCACGCCACGCUGUCGUUGCUGCAAUAGCUCUUGAGGGUCUACUUUGCGUCGACAUAAAAGAAGAGCGCGUAGCCGUGAACGCUGAUGUAUUCGUUGACUUUUUGGAAACUCAUUUAGUUCCAGCUCUACGGCCUUUUAAUGGAAUUAACUCCCGGUCAGUUGUUGUUAUGGGUAAGCAUUAAGCAAUUAAACUUACUUGCAUUAAUUUUAAUCUUAUUGUACCAUAAUAGUUUUCAUAUAGCCUACAAAAAAAUUUCCCAGUCAGUGUCAUUUUGCGUAUUCUAUAUUAUUAUGCAUCUUUCUAAGCCCGUGCAACACCAUUUUAUCUAUUUUAGAUAACGCAGCCAUCCAUCAUGUACCAGAGGUCGUAGAAGUUAUCAACAGGGCAGGCGCGAUAGUUCGUUUUCUGCCACCCUACAGUCCAGACCUCAAUCCCAUUGAGCAGGCAUUUGCAACAGCAAAACAUUUUAUUCGGGAAAAUGAUGUUGUUUACCUAGCGACCACACAGCAAAAGCCACUUAUCAUGGAAUCCUUCGCUCAAAUAACCGGUGAUUUGUGUGAAAGUUAUUUCCGCCACUCCCGAUAUCUAUAA